Molecule: messenger RNA, 859 nt
Organism: Schistocerca americana (American grasshopper)
Lineage: Eukaryota; Metazoa; Arthropoda; Insecta; Orthoptera; Acrididae
Product: venom allergen 3-like
Exons: 4
Coding region: 1-621 (206 amino acids)
Cellular component (GO): extracellular region
Source: RefSeq, a predicted model, not a curated record
AUGUUACAGGGAGUCGGAAGCAGAUGCGGCGGUCUGAGAGGCAACGGCACAACACGGGCGGACGAGAACGCCAUCGUAGCUGCCCACAACGAACUCCGUAACAGGGUGGCCUCUGGCGCCGAGGGCCGUGGCAGUCCUGGGCCCCAGCCGUCGGCAUCCAACAUGAACGCUCUGGUGUGGGACAGUGAGUUGGCGCGUGUAGCUCAGCGGUGGGCCGAGCAAUGCCGCUUCGGCCAUGAUUCGUGCAGGGAUGUAGCACGGUUUAGCGUCGGACAGAACGUCUUCCAGUCCAGUACUACCGGGACGCCGCCAGGUCCGCAGUGGCGCAGAGCCGUCCAGGCCUGGUAUGACGAGGUCGCAUCCUUCAGCAGGAACAACGUCAACAAUUACCGAUUCAGUGCAGCAACUGGCCAUUAUUCACAAGUUGUAUGGGCUGUCACACGCUACAUUGGAUGUGGCUACACAGCAUUUACUGAACCAGGUGGCUGGACUUCACAGCUGUAUGUGUGCAACUAUGGACCAGCGGGGAAUUUCAUUGGCCAAUCUGUGUACAUCACUGGACAAAGCUGCUCCAGAUGUGCCAAUGGCUGUCAUAGCAAUUAUACUUCACUUUGUGCUUAGUGGUUAUAGUUUGUUCAAGCCUAACUACAAUGUAUCUGUGUUAUAAUAGUACUCUGUCUGGCACACCCAACUACUGUCAGCUGACAGUGGAUGUCAAAUAACAAGUGAUGGUGGUGGUGAAUGUCACAAAACAAUUCAAAUUUGUUUGUGAAAUUGUCAGUUAUUAUUCUUGUAUUGUUACUGGUAUUACUGAUUUGUAUUCUAAUCAGCAUUUGUGCUCUACAUACCUUAAACUGUU